AGAUUAGAAUUCUCUGUUCACCAGUUCAAAGUGCGUGGCAUCACACGAAGUAAAUUAGAAUUAUGCUUUGUUCUGGCUAGGAUCAAAACUUGCUUCAUCAAAUAAUUGGACCACUUGGGCAACCUUCGUGUUCACAUGUGACUGAUUGAUAAUCUUGUUUCCCGAUUAAUGGCAUUGAACGGGGAACCUCACCUUGGGUUUAACCGGUUCCUUGUUUCCCCCUUAGGUUAGUGCUCCAUUUGGUUUAGCAUUUUACUUGAUUCGAGGAUCUAUGUGAAAUUUCAUGAUAUUGCUGCUUCAUUUGAAGAGAAGAUGUCAUUUCUUUUAGAUGCAAGUUAGUUGAGAUCUUACUUUUCCUGGUUGUACUUUUUACUGCUUAUGAGCGAAAUUUUUGUCGUGAAUUCAAAAAUUCUUGCUCGCAUGGUUUUGGAGAAGCUUUAAGCAAAAGAUAGCACUGACAAUUUGCUUUGAAGUCGUGUUUUUGUAGUAUGUUGUCUGGACAUGGAUGCAGCAUCUUGCAUGUGGGACUCAUAAAUAGUUCCCUACUCUUUUCUUCUGCUUGUUGAUUACCUUUUUAUUGCUGAAAUCAGUCAGCCAAAGCAAGAGCCCGGCGAGGUGCUUCUGGCUUGUUUAGCUUGGAGAAGUCUCUGAUGAUUGAUUAGGGCAGGGUAAGUGGUUUUGCAAUCCUUCGCAAGUCCAGUUCUUGCCAUGCCUUUAAGUCUUUUAUAAGCUUCACAUUGCACUCAUUGCAGUUUCUGUUGGUUAUACCGGUGUUGCAGUUGGGAGGACAAAACUUUAAAUGGAAAGCAAUAAGAAACGAACUCCGAAUACCAGUCAAAAUAAGCGCUCGGAAAGAAGCGAUAAGAAAAAUCAAAAACCACGUCAGGAGAAUGGCGUGAAGGGUUUGAAUGCAAAACAAACAGACUCUAAAACUUCAAUUGGUAGAUCGGAUUCUUGUGCUUUAGUAGGCAAUUCCAGAGCAAGUACUGAGCCUGCUGAAGUUUAUGAAGACUUGGUUAUACACUAUGUAGAUGAUGUCAACAGGACUGAGGAUCCAAAUUGUAAUUUACCAAUUCCAGUGUUACCUGACAGACAAAACAAGGAUGAAACCUUGGAUAACCAUUCUAGUGAUCUGGAGAAGGAAUCUUGGGGAAAGGAAGAAGGAUCAGACACUGAUACUGUUAAAGAUUCUGUAUCAUCUCAAGGAGAUUCUGUGACCCCUGAGGAGGACAAGGUAGAAAGAUCUUCAAAGAAAGUCGUCAGAAAAAUUAAUAAGACAAGCAUUACAGAGAGCUCACCUCUUGGAUCAAGAAGGAAAAUUGACCAGGAAAACAAUAAAUCACAGUCCAAGGCCUUGCAGAAUACCAGUGGGAAAUCUACAAAAUGCAGGAUGGAGACUUCUGGAGUUGCUAAUGAAAGUUUAUGUAACGGCGACCCUGGACAUAUAGAGGUUCCUAGUAAACCUUCAUCAGAGUCUUCUGAAGGUGUAGAUGACAAAAGUACUGAAGAGAUGAAGGAACUUGAUAUUUUGGAUGAAGCCUCACAUGGCACUCAAAGUGUUGGAAGUGACAGUGAUGCUUCUGAUGCUGGAGAAAAUGAAUGUAAAGAUCAGGCUGCUUUGGAACAGAAGAUUGGAGAAAUGGAGAUGAGAAUUGAGAAACUCGAAGAGGAAUUGAGAGAAGUUGCUGCCCUUGAAAUCUCACUAUAUUCUGUGGUACCUGAGCAUGGGAGUUCUGCACAUAAAGUCCACACGCCUGCUCGACGUCUUUCUAGACUCUACAUUCAUGCUUGUAAGCAUUGGACUCAAGACAAGCGGGCCACUAUUGCUAAAAACAUUGUUUCAGGGCUUGUCUUGAUUGCAAAGUCCUGCAGUAAUGAUGUCCCAAGGUUAACCUUCUGGUUGUCCAACACCAUUGUGCUGAGGGAAAUUAUUUCUCAAGCAUUUGGCAGUUCACGUAACUCAAGCCCUUUUACAAAGUUCGCUGAGUCAAAUGGGAGUAACAAGAAAAGUGAAGCCAAGUCUAUGACACUGAAAUGGAAGGGCAAUUCCAACUUCAAGCAAACAAAUGGCUGUAUACAGUUUCUAGAGGACUGGCAGGAAACAGGAACCUUCACAGGUGCAUUAGAGAAAGCUGAGAUGUGGAUUUUCUCCCGGAUAGUUGAGUCCAUCUGGUGGCAGGCGUUCACUCCACACAUGCAAACGCCCGUUGAGGAUUCAUUUUCCAACAAAAGCAAGGGGAAGUUGCUGGGACCAGCUUUGGGUGAUCAGCAGCAGGGGAAUUUCUCUAUCAACUUAUGGACAAACGCUUUUCAAGACGCUUUUCAACAAAUUUGUCCUGUCAGAGCGGCAAGACAUGAGUGUGGUUGUUUGCCUGUGUUGGCAAGGAUGGUGAUGGAACAAUGUGUUGCCAGAUUAGAUGUGGCAAUGUUCAAUGCCAUUCUUCGUGAAUCAGCUUUUGAGAUACCUACAGAUCCAGUCUCUGAUCCAAUUGUCGACUCCACGGUACUGCCUAUACCAGCAGGACACUUGAGUUUCGGAUCUGGAGCUCAGCUUAAAAAUUCAGUUGGCAAUUGGUCUAGAUGGCUCAGUGACAUGUUUGGCAUGGAUAACGACAACCCUGCUGAAGAGGAUCAGCAGAGUCACAAGGAGGAACGCCAGCAGGGUGGUAAUAGUGAACUGAAGUCCUUCCUUCUUCUUAAUGAACUGAGUGAACUUCUAAUGCUCCCAAAGGACUUGAUUAUGGAUCGAUCAAUCAGAAAGGAGGUGUGUCCAACCAUUGGUCUGGCUCUAGUCAAACGGGUGCUUUGCAACUUUACUCCGGAUGAGUUCUGUCCGGAUCCUGUUCCAGGAGCUGUAUUGGAGGCACUGAAUGCCGAGAGUAUCGUGGAAUGGCGAUUUUCUGGAGAAACCGUGAGAAACUUUCCUUAUACAGCUACUCCCGUUACGUACUACCCGCCUUCCUCUCUUGAUGUGGCAGAGAAAGUUGCCGAGGCCGGAGUUGGUUCUCACUUAUCGAGGAACGUGUCUGCAGUGCAGAGAAAAGGAUACACGAGCGACGAAGAACUUGAAGACUUGGAAUCUCCUCUCAUGUCUAUAAUGGAUAGCAUGUGUUCAUCUCCGACUACCAUCAGUAAUGGAAACGGAAAUGGGAAACUAGUGGAGCAUCCUGGCUACUCUUCGAUGAAUGCGAGAUACGAGCUCCUUCGAGAGGUCUGGUCUGAGUGACCUAUGGUCCAUGUAUAUUCUGGUUCCAUCGUCAAAUGUAAAGUAUCAUGAGAUGAAGUUCUAUAACCAUGAUAAUGUAGAGAAUGGAGGAGAUGAAAAGUGAAAGCUUUUCGUGAGCUAUCUGAUACGACAGAAUUCUUGUAUAUUUGCUGCAAUUUGUGAGUUUUCCACAGUGCAAAAUUUCUUUUA
Molecule: messenger RNA, 3415 nt
Organism: Rhodamnia argentea
Lineage: Eukaryota; Viridiplantae; Streptophyta; Magnoliopsida; Myrtales; Myrtaceae
Exons: 7
Coding region: 800-3226 (808 amino acids)
Cellular component (GO): nuclear pore
Source: RefSeq, a predicted model, not a curated record